CAUUACUUAUUCAACAGCUUGAAGUCAGAUGACAUAAAAGCAUUAAACAUUGUUCUAGAUGGAAUGCGUCGUUCAGACAAGUAGAAGGAAAGCGUAUUCUUUCGGAAAUAUAUUAACUUAUAUUCACAAUUAAUUCUAUGGACUAUGAAAAUUGUUAUGGAUUACAAAAGGAGGACUAUAUUGUUUGGGUGUCUCUUGACUUUCGUUAAAAUCUGGAACGUCAUAUCUUGUACCGGUAUAACCUUCACCAAGUACCACUAUGAUCCCAGUUUGGCCGGAUACAGAUGUAUACCAAGUGAAACUGCCUUUGAAGUUGAUGACGUGUUUGAUCCCCUACAAUGCGGAAAACUAUGUCACCUCGGUAAUAUUUGUCGCAGCGUAUUCUACAAGCCGGAGUCUAACAAGUGCAUUGGAUGUCGCGUUAAUCCUGGAGUGCCGAACUGCGACAUUGAAACAAGCAGCGGUUCAAACUAUUUCCGAACAAAACCAUUUUACAGAGACAAAGUGCCAGCUUCAGUAACCGACUGCAAAGACAUUUUUGAGAAUGACUGCUCGUCGCCAAGUGGCCUUUAUAACGUAACCUUGUGGAAAUCAAAGAAAAUAUUAACAGUCUUCUGUGACAUGGAGACAGCAGGUGGAGGCUGGACAGUGUUUCAGAAUCGGUUUGACGGCUCAGUCGACUUUUUUCGAAACUCGUCCGAAUAUGAAAACGGCUUCGGGGAUAAAAGUGGUGAAUUUUGGCUGGGUCUUAAGUUUGUGCAGGAAAUGGCAUCUCAUGGAAAAACAGAGCUAAGGCUGGAUCUUACGGCGGGAGAUGGCAGAACUGGUUAUGAAACCUUCCCAAACUUUAAGCUGGACAAUAGCCCAAACUACACCCUUCACCUUGAUCCUGGAACGACAAAUAUAAAAAGAGGUGUAAACGUGAGUUUUUCAGGACAUGACGGUUAUCAUUUUUCAACGUACGACGCUGACCGUGAUGUAAUGUCUGACUACCAUUGCGCAGAGGUACAUACUACCGGUUGGUGGUUUGACGACACGUGUCAGCGUGUCAAUCUAAAUGGAGUGUACUCAACACCUGGAGAAGCACGAAUAGAAGGAGCUGCUGGCGCAAUUAUCCACGUGGCUUUUGACGGUCUCAAAUCACUUAAAAGUGCUAGAAUGAUGUUCCGGAGAAUGUGACGUCAUUGACUUUUGAUUGAGAAAACAACACUUAUUUUUACAAUUUCACUGGUCUGAAAGCUGUAUCACUUGAAUGAUAAGAUUUUCACUACAAAGUUUGUAUGUUGUAUCACAUAAUUGAUUGUUUAACCCUUACCUUGCUGAAUUUCUAUAAUGGAUUUGUUAAUUUUCCAAUUUCGACAGUACCAUUAACUGUUAAAAAGGGGUGCUUACCAAAAAGAUACUGGCUGAAUGGCGAACAGUGCAGAUCAUGAUCUACACUGGUCGCAAAGGCAGAAUCAAUCGUGUCCAGCAUGGUAAGGGUUAAAUUAUUUCUUAGGGGGUGAUACUUGCUCUAUCUACUUGGUGAUUUAUGAAAAGAAAUACACUUUAGAUUACAUAUUUUUGAUAUAUGUGUUAAAUGUAUGUCAUUGCAUCUUAAUACAUGUAUAUGAUUUUGCUAUGUAAAUAUCGAAACAGUACUAUAAUAAUAAACUCUGUUCACAUAGGUUUGAUAAUUAUGUAUUCCUUGUUUAUACUAAAUGUGUUUCAUAUUUUCUCAUGCACAUGUAAAUAGUUGUUAUAUAUGUUAUAAUCACUGAAAAGUGGAAAUAAAGAGUAUAUAUAUACUGCUGUAAGGGAUAACGUUCCGACGUAACAAUUACAUGUCAUAUGGCGAUUUCCCAGCUUUUGAUGGUGGCGAUAGACACCAGGUGUCCCCCUCCUAGCAUUUUUCAUCACGGACGGGCACCUGGGUAGGACCACCGACCUCCCGUAAGCCAGCUGAAUGGCUUUUAUACCUCAAUGAGGCUAGAACUCACAUUGGUGAGUGGCAAGUGAUUUGAAGUCAGCAACCUUGUCCACUGGGCCACCUUCGCCCAUUUGCAUGUAUUCAAGACAAAUAUGAUUAAUGCUACGAAAUACGGACAUGAACUCGGUUUUAUUUAAGUAUAUAUUGUAUUUUUACGUUGUAUUUUGCACUUUAUUUUUGUCAUUGAUAAUGAACGUUCACGGUAAGGUUACUUUAAAUUGAUAUGGAGUGAUUGUAAUAUGGUCAAAAUAAUUUUAAAUAAAUUGAAAUGUUAGCAAAUAAUUUUAACAUUUCUCGAAGAAAAUUGCUUGCAUCAGGCUUUCCGGAAAUGUCAAGUACUGUUCCUCUCAACGCUAUCUGUAGUUUGAUGAAAAACAGUUUAAUUAAGUUCAACUAAAGGCUCAUAUUUGUAUAUGAAAUAUAAAGAAAAACAGAUUAUAUGAUGCGCCAAUAAAUAUAUUUUCUAUGAAUAGAGGAGAUAUUUCUAUAUACAAGUAGAUCAGAAAACAAAUGAUAAGUCACGAAAACGUAAUAAUUAUUUGUUCAAACGGGCAUAACUCCAAGGGCGUACAGGUCGGGAUGCCUCUCAAAUAUUUCUGCGAGAAAAUACACGAUUUUUUUUCUAAAUUAUCUAAAUUAGUUUCUACAUUUUGUUUGGCAUUUGUUUUGUACAAUUUUUUUUUAUAUAUAAGAUAUAAGUCUACUUCCAGCAUGUUUCACUUUUUUGGGUGAUACAAUACAAUGUCCCCAAAAAGUAACCGACUUGUAAGCCAUUUGCCUAAAUUUUAUUUUCUCCUUCAUUUUAGCCUGAACACCAUUUCAUUUUAUUUUAAAGAAAUCUAACAGAAUGGUUAUAUGCGUACUUUUGUUUAUUUGUAUAAAUGCAAAAAGAUGUAUGUUUGUAUGUAUAUAUGUGGACUUAGUGUACUAUAUGUGUGAUUAUGUUCGCAUUUUGUUUGCAAUUUGAACGUGUUAAAUUAUGGUUACAUAAAUACAUAGGAAUGUUUCAUUUGUGUAAGAAUAUGCAAUAUGUUUCAACUGAAGAUAUGGAUGCAUGAUCAGUGUCGCACCUGUGUUGGGUUUUCGAACUGAACAAAUAGCUUAUAAUGUAUUUUUACAACUGAAUGCAUAUAUUUUGUACUAUAUAAUGUAAAUGGCGUUAUUUACAAUUUUGGCAUGUCCGAAACAUUGCGGAAUGAUACUUAUUUCACUUGGGUAAUGAUUACAUUUUACUCGGGCUUUAUCAUAGACUCACUUGGUAAGACCCAGACUUAAAACUAAAAUCAAAGUACUAAAUCCAUGCAAUAUUUCAGUGAAACUCCAAAUUUUGUAGUUUGUAGCAUCGUCUAUGGCAUGUGCAGUCAAAACUGUAAUUUGAUUUUUUUAAAAUAGUGUAAUAUUUGUUUUUAAAGUCACUAUAUGUUCACUGUAAAAAUACUGCUUUUACCCAAGUGGAAACUGGCAGGAACUUGAAAAUGUAGGUCUCUGAUUGGUCAGUUAGAACUCUGUUGUCAUGAUAAAUUUCUGAAUGCCAAUAUUCACAAUAAGAAGACGAGACAAAGUCAAUAUGUAGUUUCAAUAUGUUAACGACUCAUAGUUUUUCCAGCCAUUUUCUUUGCUGCCUCACCCAAUGUCACAUAUACAAUGUGUUUAAAAUGGUAGAAUUUUUGUCAACUGGUUCUAUUUUGCAGGAAGAUACGGUACUACGAAGAGGUGUUAAAACAUUUCAAGGAUAUUUUAGAAUUUAAAAGUAAAACAAAACAGUCGUAUAAUUUCAGAAUUUACUAAAAACAAAAACAGUGACAUGUACUGAAUUCUAAUCUAUUGGCUGUCAAUAAAUAAAAUUUUAUAUACUAUACUACAAGAUGGAAAUUCCACAUUAAUCCUGUUAUGUAACUACUUGAAGUGCUGCUUUAACACAUUGGAAUCAGAGAAUUGAACAACAGUGUUAUAUCACCUUUGUAGUACAUAAUUAAAUGAGCCAUGCCAUGAGAAAAUCAACAUAGUGGCUUUGCGACCAGCAUGGAUCCAUCCGCGCAGUCUGGUCAGGAUUCAUGCUGUUCGCUAACAGUUUCUCUAAUUGCAAUAGGCUUUGAAGGCGAACAGCAUGGAUCCUGACCAGACUGCUGGUCUGGAUCCAUGCUGGUCGCAAAGCCACUAUGUUGGUUUUCCUAUGACACGGCUCAAAUGUUGUAUGCUUACACGGAAAACAUUAUCUAAAACUUUUUUAAAUGUUGUUUUUUACUGUAUAUGUUUUUCUAGGCUUUUGUGAUAAAAACCGCGAUCUAUUCCCUAACACCCGUACAAAAUCCAUACGGAAGUGCUAUAAAAAUACAAAUACAAUAAUGUGUUUUUGAAAGUAAAAAAUGGGAGCUGAUGUUACCGUAUAUAUGAUUUAUUUUAUGUUGCCACUAAAUAUGAGACAUUUUGUGCAUUUACUGCAGUUAUGAACAAACAAUAUACUAUGAAUUUUGCCGAAAAUUUAAAAUUACUGAAGGAUAUUCAGAUGUUUAGGUUAAUGAAAAGUAAGUUAAAAUAUAAAGUCACUUAGUUUGAUAAAUAUGCAAAAACUGUAAAUGUAUAAUUGUGUUAUGUAUUUGCUGAUGUGCGUUUAUUACUUAGCUGGCACUCUUUGAAUAUCUAAGUUAUUUUUUGGUGUUACAAAUGUUAUAAGUAAUUUUAAACAAUUCCAAACAGGAUCUCAUAUAGCUGUGCGGACAAGGCGUUUAUCUGUCAAUAUUGGGAUUAAAGGGUCGAGUCUAAUGUCUGGCACUGUCACAUUCUUUUACAAAUUCAUGUUUUAUUUGCAUAACUCAAAUUUAAUAUCUAAUAGUGCGAGGGCGGUGCCACUUCAUCACGUUUGUUAAAGCUGCAUUUCUUAAAAAAUAUUCUAAUGACAGGAGUUCAACAUUAUCAUGCCAUUUAAAAAAAAAAGAUUCUACCAACAUUCCAGAUGUAAUUUCUUUCUUUAUCGCCAGCAUAUACAUAACUUCAGAAAAAAAGUAUGAAAAUAAAAUCCUAAGGUAAUGAAACUCUAGUAUAAAGAACAAGAAAGGUAGCAAAAAAAAAAAAAACAGUGGGACGAAACUUAAGUUGCGUAAGAGCCAGAGAUUUGACCAUUACGCCAUCGCAGCUGUGGUUGUAGGUAGGCGUAAAGAUUGUUUUUGUUUUCGGUAUCCCAACCUAAUCUAAGUGUUUGACCUUUUAAUGGCCUUUAAAAAUUUAUUUUACAACUUUUUUUACAACAAAGUUGCAGAAGUGCACUCUGCUCUAAACAUGACCAGUGAUGUUAGAAAUCAACUUAUUGAUGCUCUAAAGUUAUAACCCCCUUAUUUCUAUUCAUUUUUGACACAAAAAUAAUAUCCGGAAAGUCUCACUUAAUAAAAAAAUUUAAAAGAAAUCCGACCUACCUACCCUAAUUUUUUUUUAGCUCGUUACCUGAAACAAAGACUUUUAAGGCCUUAUUGUGAUUAUAUUUUGUAAAAUUUAUGAUUGUUAGAUACGCGAGAUAAAUAAAAUGCCCGAAUAGAUUAAAGGAGAUAAAUUAGUGCCAGGUACAUACUAAUGCACAAUACUUAUGUUAAAUGUUUUAUGUUGUCUGCAAAUAAAAAAUAAAGUCUUGAAAAGA
Messenger RNA from Mercenaria mercenaria, 5597 nucleotides. Its product is annotated as microfibril-associated glycoprotein 4-like. The record is from RefSeq and is a predicted model, not a curated record. Bases 145 to 1179 code for a protein of 344 amino acids. The transcript is spliced from 5 exons. NCBI's taxonomy places the organism in Eukaryota, Metazoa, Mollusca, Bivalvia, Venerida, Veneridae.